Molecule: messenger RNA, 396 nt
Organism: Kwoniella botswanensis
Lineage: Eukaryota; Fungi; Basidiomycota; Tremellomycetes; Tremellales; Cryptococcaceae
Exons: 3
Coding region: 1-396 (131 amino acids)
Source: RefSeq, a predicted model, not a curated record
AUGUUCGCCAAAGUCUUCACUGCUCUCGUCGCUGCUUCAGCCGUUCUUGCUGCUCCCGUCGAAUCUCAACUCGAGAAGAGAAUCACCCACGAUGGACAAGCCACUUACUUCGAAGUCGGUCUUGGUGCCUGUGGAUGGUGGAACGUUAACGAGGACUACAUUGUCGCUCUUAACUCUGCUCAAUACCAAAAAAACGGCGGAUCCAACUGUGGACAAGGAAUUACCCUUACCAACUCUGCCAACGGCAAGAAGAUCGUUGUCACCGUCGCCGACGAGUGCCCAACCUGUGACGAUGGAUCUCUCGAUCUUUCCCCCUCCGCCUUCUCCGCCCUUACCGACGGUAACAUGGACCAAGGUGUCUUCCCUAUCUCCUGGCACUUCAACAGGAAGCAAUAA